AUGGCAUCCAAGAAGGAAGUGACGAGUGUUACCAAGGUGACCCUUGGAGUUGUGGUGGCACCAUGCCCGCUGCUGCCUUGCACAGUCAACUGGCACCGGUCAGACCCACCCUGGCAAUGAUUUACUGUGGCUUUGAGAAUUAUUAAUCUGCUCGAUUUAGUGUGGGAUUUGAAGACGAGUCUGGGCUUGCCGGGUCAGAGACAUUAUAAAAUCGCAAUUGCACAGAAUCUCAGAUACAGAAAGAACGAUCGCUGGCUAACAUAUAGCCUAGACACCUGGUAAGGUAACUAUUACUGUUUAACCCUUUCUGGACAAUAUCUAUGGCAUUAGUAGGACAAUCCAUAGACUGGUGGAAUGUAUUUCAAAUAGAUGAAGGUUUCCUGACAGAGGAGCUUGCAAUUAAACGCUUAUUUCACUGGUUUUAGAACAUAAAGUAUAGAAAUAGAUGGCUAUAAAAUCCUUUGACGGUAGUCUGUUAGACCCCUGGGGUUAUCUAGGAGUUUUAUUACUGUUAUUUUGUAUAAAUUCCGAUAGAGUUUAUGUUAUAAUUUGCGAUAUCUGCUCAGGCUGCGCUGUAAAUUAUUUUAACACGUAUUGCAGCUUGAGCAGCAUAUUAGCACAGGCGCACGUGCAGCACUUUGGAAUAAUUGAUCUUUUCAUCAGGUGACCAGGAGUACUUCAAUGCACCUGGAGCACGUGGGACGAUGACAUCACCUUGAAUAUACAAGUGCUGCAAAGGUAAGUGUCCUAUACCUACCUCCACCCCAAUACGCGUUUUCUGGGGAAGGGGAAUGAGGAACUCUCUCUUCGAGAGUUAUUACUCAGUGGUUAAUGGUGUGGGGUAAGCAACUAGAUUGCAAGCUCUUAAAACAAGGGACCAGGAGCUCUUCAAACAAGAGAAAGCAGCUGUUUAUUGUAAUUGUCAUCUAAUUAGAUCUCAGGUGAUACUUGGGUAUGGGUAAUUAAGGGUUUAUUCAAUAAACAGUGAGUUUUCUUGAGCUAAAAAACACAUUGAAUAAUAUGUGUGAAAAUGAAUAAUUGUGGGCUGGGGAACAACCCCACUAUUGAUUACAGGGGGCACAUUUACUGUAUUUGAUGUGCUUUCCUUUCAGGUAUUUCCAUGAAUUAAACCCCAGCCAGGGCACAUCGGGGCAGAAAAUACGUGUGAGAAUACGUAAAUAAUUAAAUUGAUUCUGUCCAGUCUAUUCAGCCAACACGCAGACUGUUACAUUGUCAUCCAGGUCGGAAAAAACUCAAAUCUACGUGUAGCCUUUUACGCUUCUCCGAUCGAAAAAGAAAUGAAAAAUAUUGUAACGCGCUACGGAAUCUGUUGGCGCUAUAUAAAUGGCAAUAAUAAUAAUAAUAACCCAAUACAGAGCGAUUUCCAGUCAAAAAGAGAAAGAUUUUGGCAGUUAUAUUAUAUUUUGGAUCUUCACACUUUCCCCUCAUAUUAACUGUUACAUUCUCGCAUAUUCUAUUUUACAGAAAAUACGUCCAUUCUUCCUUUUAACAGACCUUUACCGAAUCUGUUAAAACCUCCUUUUUAGUAGAUGAUUCUCAGGGUUUAUUCAUCAAAUAGUGACAAAAAUGAAAAAUUUAAGGAUUUUGGUUAAAGAAACCCUGACUUUUGGUCAAAGUUUAAAUAAAUAAAUAAAUUUCUCUCCUCCUCCGUCUGAUUCUCCGCCUCUGACAUCACUCUCCUUAGCUUAGCCAGACGGCACGAGGGGAGGAUAUGAAUAGCACAGAGAAGGAUACCAUGCCACCAUUAGCUGUCUGUCCCCAGGAUGCUGUGCGUGCUGAUUGACAGAUGCCAAUUUUGCACAGAAUUUACUCUAGUCGGUUAGAAACCCCUUUACGGGGCUGGCUAAUUUGAUGCCCCAAUGACACUGCAUGAGGUGCAGUUAUAACAGAUUACAACGAAACGCAGCAUAUACUGACUGUAGGCACCAUAACCGCUUCGGAAUACAAAAGUGGUCAUGGUGUUUGCAGUAACCCUUUAAGAAUGAUUAUAGUUCACCAAAUUUGACCUGAACUUUGCAAUUAGAUUUUCAGUACGUCACAUUUCACCUUUUAGCAAAUUCCUCACUGUUUAGUAAUUAAACCCCUUUUCCCCCUGUGAGAUAUGUCAGUAUAUUUUACAUAAAAGAUAACAUUCAAUUAAACAUUUAUUAAAUCCAAUUAAUGUGUUCAGUGUAUAAAAGCUUUUAGGAAUUUGCACAGUUUAGCUUCCAGUGUAAUUUAAAUUAUUUAACAGAUGUCCCCAGAUUGCCGUGUGACUGAAGUCAUUUUGUUUGUCUGGUGGCGAAUCAGCCGCAGCAUUGAUUAUCAAUGAGAUCUGUUCGGCUGCAUGCACGGUAUUGACUAGCUGGUUAGCUCAACUGAAUGCAUAUUGAUCAAUAUUUAAUGUUUACCGCAGCAAUCAGAAAUCUAUGUAAUAGUUUAAAGGUUUGUGUGAAAUGAUGAGUAGGAUAUUCAUCUUUUCCAAGAGAAAUUUUGAAUAAUCUAAUAUUUUUAAUUAAUUAAAUAGUGUAAUGGUUUAUAUUAAAUAAGACUUUCAGUUUUACCCCAGAAGCUUUCUCUCAAAGGGUCAAAAUGUUAAUGAAUGUAACAGUGUAAAUAUUUCAUGAAACGUUUAAAUAAAUGCUUCUGGUUUCAUUGUGGAAGAAUACUAGCUAGAUUUUACUAAGUGAUUCAAUUUAAAGAUAUUUUUGCAAUACAUGUAGACGCUUAAUUUUUAAUUUAAAUCAAUUUGUAAAUAAUCAUGUGUCGGUCAUGUCGACAGUUAUCAUAAAUUCCCUGCACAGGGUGAAAGAGACCAUAAACACUUUAAUUCGUGAAAACAGAUGAAUGAAGCUACCUGCAUGCUUUUUUUCUCAUGAAUGAAAGCACUCACAACAGAACAACUAUUUCUUUGUAUAAUAUCUGUUAAAUAAGCAUUUGUGGGAAAUGUACAAUGCUCACACUCAAAACAGAGACCCAGGACUGGCUGACAAAACUCAAAACUUAUGCCUCAUUUCCACUGAGCGGUACGGUUCGUGUCGGAACGGUUCGGAAGGGUUAGAAUGGUCCAGCCUAGUCAGGUGCAAGUCGGACCGCCAGGGGGCAUGUGGGGGUUAGACCAAAUGCCUAGCGUGUCAUUUGUCGUGAGCAUUGACGUUUUCCUGUCCGCCAAUCAAUGGAUUGUAUAGUGUGAAGCCAGUAGCUCCGCCCUAACCGUACCGUACCAUUUGCUAUGGAUCUACAUCUGAAGGGGGCCCAGGCAUGGUGUGGUUUGGUUUGGUUGUAUGGGACUCUUUCAUAAUGGAAACACUCAAAAUAGCGUACCAAACCGUACCGACCAGAACUGUACCGCUCAGUGGAAAUGAGGCAUUAGUCACUUCAAAUUUCUGCCAAAGAUACAGAACUAUCUUUUUUAAUUUUAAAGGGACAGUAUAGUCACCAAAACAACUUUAACUUAUUGAAGCAAUUUUGGUGUAUAGAACAUGCCCCUGCAGUUUGACUGCUCAAUUGUCUGUCAUUUAGGAGUUAAAUCACUUUUGUCUCUGUUUAUGCAGCUCUAGCCACACCAAGCCUGGCUAUGACUGACAAGCCUGCAUGAAAAAAAAAAUGGUUUUACUCUCAAUGAGAUGUAAUUUACUUUAAAAGUUUGUAUUUCCUGCUCUGUAAAUUGAACUUUAAUUACAUACAGGAGGCUCCUGCAGGGUCUAGCAAGCUAUUAACAGAGCAGAAGAUAAGAAAUUCUAAAUUAAACAGAAUUUGCAAUAAAGGAACUGUAAACAUUAGAUAUCUCUUUACAGGAUGUGUUUAGGAAUGCUGUACAUGUCACAUGCAGGGAGGUGUGGCUAUGGCUGCAUAAACAAAGGGAUGUAACUCCUAAAUGGCAGAUAAUUGAGCAGUGAGACUGCAGGGUCAUGAUCUAUACACCAAAAUUGUGUAUGAGCUAAAGUUGUUUUGGUGGCUGUAGUGUCCAUUUAAGGAUUUUUUUUUAAACUUUAUUUUUGUAGUGCAAAAGGUGAACAAACAGAAUAAUAUAGGCAUAGACAUAUUAUCAAGAGAAAAUAGAAGUAACAAUGCUUAUUCAAGUAUGUCCUGCUGGUAAUGCACUAUUUAUUUUUGUGUUGUAAGACAAGCAGAUUAAACAAGGUACACAACUUGCCCGAUGGCAUAAUAAGUAAGAGACAUCAGGCUUUUUAGAAAAUGAUUAAAUGCCAUGAACAGUGUAAAAAGAAUGCACAAGCAUAACACAUAGAUAUAUAGCAAACAGAGUGGCCUGGUCGUACUUGUGCCAACCUGGGGCCCUUCCUUAAGUUUUGUGUCAGUCCAACAACUGACAGAGCACCUAGACUAAAUAAAUAAGAAACUAAUAAAGACAAGCAUAAUAGAGAUAUAAUAGAAGGGCUGUAAGAUGGUGCCGCUCAUCCUAUACCUUCCAUGGUUAAUGCACAAUCACGUCUGAGCCAAGGAUGCAGCUCUUUUUGUGGGGAGAGGGUCAGUACCCAUGAUGCCCAAGAGCAUUUCAGCUGGUCUCUCAGCGAGGAAUGUUCGUAGAGUGGACCUCUGGGGUCUAGGCCCGUGGAGUUACAAAAUACAGUUCCCGCUGUAAGGGAAAGUGAAGGUGCUUGUCGACUCCAUUGGGCUACCGUAGAGGUCGCCGUGGUCUGAAGCGAAAUCCGCCAGGGUAAUGCAUUCAGAAACUGGUGGUACUGUGUAGGGAACAUUCGCUGGCUUAGUCUGUUCCAGAAGUCAGCAAAUAUGAGGUUUAGUUUUGUCACUGGAGUGAGGGUAGCACGUGGCGCCUGCCAUCUUAUCGAUUCACGGGCUGUAACAAACUUGAGGGUGGCACUGCCGCGGUUGGUAUGUGGAGAAGUGGAGCCUCCGCAGUUGUGGACCGGGAUCUCCCCCACCGGUCCGGAGGGGGGGAGAGGAGGGAGGGAUAGCAGGAGAUUGCAGCGUGGGUCUGGCAGCUGGCUGUCUGGGAGAGUGGCCGUCUCCCCUGUUCAGCAUCCGCACCAGGCCUCACUGUGCCCCUCGCAGAUUGCAGGCGUGGCUUGAUUUUCUGGGCACUGUAAGCAACCCCACAGCAGGAGAACAGUAGGUUGCAAUUCUGGCUUAACCAGUGCCCUAAAGGGUAAAAUAUUCAAGAGGGUCAACGGCCAAGCCAGGAGCUCUGGCAGAACGUUUCCUGUCGCCAUGCAGGUCAGGCCUCGCUCCCCCAUUUAAGGAUUUUUAAAAUGUUUUUAUUUAAAAUUUGUCAUUUAUAUUAUUGUUCUUCCUAAAUUCAUAAAGGGUGAGGUGACUCCAGUCAGAUCUGUCCAAUUACUUUUUAUCCCAACUGCUGCAGUGGUCUGACCGACCUUCCUUGUGGCUGAGAGUUAGUGUUUGGAGAUCACCAGGUAGGGAAAAUGCUGGGGUUCCAUGCGAUGAUAUGAGCGAUAAGAGCAGAGAAUGAGAGAGUUCUGCAAAGCGAAGCAUUAUUAGAUAUCUCCACAAAUCCCCCUGGAAAGGAAAAUAAAGAAUAUUUAUUGUAAAUAAACAUUCUCCCAAUCCUGCAGUUUGUUUUUUCCCUCUCUUUCAUCGUCACACCCUCCCUGUAGCGCAGACAGAUGGCAUUUAAUUAUGUGCUCACAAAGCAAAUUUGGAAAUGUUUUUGAAAAAAAAAAAGAAAAAGAGAAUUAUUCUCUAUAGCGUGCAUUGGCCACAAUUUUUGAAUUUUACGCAAAAACAGAAAUUGGAAAAAAAAUUCUCAUUCAGCUACGUUUUCUGUUUAGCUAUUGAGGCAUAAAAUUUUAAAUUCACUUCGAAUUCCUGACAAAUCCUAAUUUACAGGGUUAUUCACUAAAAUGAGAAUUGAUUUUCAAAUUUAAGGUCAAACUAGCCGAUGUGGAAAAGUUCUCUUAAUCAGCUGUGCUUUCAGUUCGAUUGCUCUGACCUUACAUUUGAAAUUCACUUUGAAUUCUCACAUUAGUUUAUGUGUUGUGGAUAACCUGUAUAUGUUAUUGUCAGGAUACAACCUUAAUCACCACGGGAUUAUCUUCCACUAUCGCAGAUUAGCUCCUAAUGGGCCUAUUGUGUGGAUGGGAAUCUAAUAAUUCUCCCGUAGAGCAGCGGCCAGUACAGAGUGUUCUUGAAACAAGUUAUUAGUAUGAAGAAGGGCCAACUGUUGCCAAGAGUAAAUUAUUCUGGAUUAUUUAAUCCUGUCCAUUAUCAAUUGAGCCACUGAGGCAUCUCUGCAAACAGUAAACGUGUUUAAACUUGUAACAAACUAAUGUUAUCACUGGUUUUAGCUUGCGAGCCGUGUAUAGUUUCUAUAGCGAGCACUCCACCGAUACGUAUUAUAUAUUAUAAAUCAAUUUACUGAGCAGAAACGCCCAUCGCUCAGCCUAAUCCUUGCCCGGUAUAUAUAGGAGGGAAGUCUCUGGGCUGAAUGAGAAUGAAAUAGGACUACCUUCCAGUGUAAGUAUUUCAGAUUUUCAACAUUUAAACAUUUGAAUCCCUUUUUAAAAAUAAAACGUUUGACUUCAUCAGAAACGAGCUACGUUGCUGCCAAGAUGGCUGAAUCAUUGCCCAAUGGGUCACUAGUCAGAGGGCAGUCUGGUACGCAGACUUUAUUUUAACAGAAUCCGGCUUCCUUCUCGUGUUCUAAUUCAGUUACAUGUUGAUUCUUUUUCCAUUUUAGAUCCAUUGUACGUGCAGUUGAAGAAGAGAGAUCCGACCACGUCCAUUGAGUUGUCGCAGAGGGGUUGCUUUGGUUGAGAAGCAAUUUUUUGUUGUGUCAGAUAGUUGGACUGGCUUGAUAAUUCGUGUGCCCAUUUUCUGGCAAUUUGGCUUUUCAAAAACGGGGUAAGUGAUUAUCAUUAUUAUUAAUAAUUAUUACAAGUAUCAUCAUUUAUACAGCACCAACAUGCUAUAUAUGCUGCAGAGUUUUACAAUUUUUACAGAGAGUAUAAAGCAGCAAUUAAGAGACCCAUAGUACCGUAAUUGUGGCUCGUGUAUUUUCUGGUCACUAAAUAUAAUUUCUCCACGUAUUAGGAAUGGAUAGAGCCACCAAUUGCCAAUCAGAAUACAGCUUUGAUGUUAGACAUGACAGAUUGUAUUUGCCCAUUUCUUCUGUAGCUCUCAUUAAAUGCAUUUUCCCCACAAUCUGAGAUUCAUUACAUUAAAUAAGAUGCAAAUAAACAUAUCAUAACAUUCAAUGUUAUUAGAAUGACAUUACUGACUCUUUAAGAUAUAGGUUUAAUUCCCAGCUCACAUGACUGCGAGUGUGUCUUAUUUUAUAGUAAAAGGCGGCGUUGUUACAAACAGCGAUACUGUCUGGGGGUCCGUCGCUCUCUGUCACAGACCGUUUCUGUGGUCUUUAACCCCCUGAAGGACCAAACUUCUGGAAUAAAAGGGAAUCAUGACAUGUCACACGUCACGUGUCCUUAAGGGAUUAAAGGGAAAAAAAAAUGCCCCGGCCUAUAUUUUGCCACAUCCAGCCCUGACUGUUUGUUAAUUUAUAAAAUAUAAUCCAUAACUAAGAUAGGAAAGUCACCAGUUGUAUAGAAAAAGUGAUUUGGCUCCCAUAAUGCUAAACGAGCCAUCCCACAAUGCAUUGUGCGAAUAUCCACAUACCACCUUCCCAGCCACCAUAUUUGUAGUUUGUGUUUGUCAGGCUUACGGUUUAGGCUUUUUAUUAUUUUAUUAUUUAUAUAGUGCCAGCAAAUUCCGUAGCACUUAUGCUUUGUAUUAAACGUUCAAGAAAGGUGUAAUUUAUUCGUUAUAACAGAUUUUAUUUUUAUUUUUUAUUGUAAUUAUGCAGUUUGAACACUUUUUCCUAAGAAAACUGAUAAGAUGGCAGAAAACCCAUCCCGUUUAUCCGAGGAUGUCCUGGCUCAAUUUAAUCCCACUGUGGCCACAGAAGGCCUACCACAGGCAAAGGCAGCUCCUCUUACAAGCCGUCGGAGCUCUCAAUCCAUUGAAAUGCCCUCACGACCUCUCGUACGCCUUAGAAGUAUUGAUGAGCGCCUUAAUAUUAAUUCUCGCAGAAGUUCCAUUGCCAGCAUUGCAAAUACGUUCACUCGGAAAAACUCUAUGUGCGCCAUGGGCCCUUCCAAGCGCCUGUCUAUGGGACCCUGGGCGCAGUACGGACGAGUUAGUUUCUCAGGACUGCCCUUAUUUCAGCCAAUUAAGGAAGUUCAGAUGGAGAACACCUACAAGACGUGUCCAGACCAAGGCUGCAGAUUCAACUCAAGCAGAGUACAAAGUGUUCUGGAGAACAUUCUAAGCACCUACCUCAGUGACACCAAAUACAGCCCCGCGACCAGUGGCCAACUGACUCAUAACCUGUCUGAUCUCAUACGCAGCAAACUGAAGGAGAUUUGUCCUCCACGCUACAAGGUGGUUUGUAGUGUCUUCCUUGGCCAAAUGGGCCAGCAGGGGGUGAGGAUCUCCAGCCGAACAUUGUGGGACCCACAGAAUGAUAACUUUGCCUCUGCGACGUACACCAAUUCCUCUUUGUUUGCGGUGGCCAUGGCCCACGGAUUCUAUUUUGAAUGACUGUCCUUAAGUUCACACACGAGAUCUUCACUCACAAAUAUAAGCUCUCAUGACCUUGAUAACGGCUUUAAAAAAAAAAAAAAAACAGCCUGAUUUAUUU
This is a messenger RNA of Pelobates cultripes (western spadefoot toad), 8635 nucleotides long. The record is from the annotation of a GenBank genome assembly. Lineage: Eukaryota; Metazoa; Chordata; Amphibia; Anura; Pelobatidae.